Molecule: messenger RNA, 984 nt
Organism: Lotus japonicus
Lineage: Eukaryota; Viridiplantae; Streptophyta; Magnoliopsida; Fabales; Fabaceae
Exons: 1
Coding region: 1-984 (327 amino acids)
Biological process (GO): proteolysis
Molecular function (GO): aspartic-type endopeptidase activity; nucleic acid binding; zinc ion binding
Source: RefSeq, a predicted model, not a curated record
AUGCGGACUGAUUUCAACCGAGAUGGUCCACCUAAGUUUCAAGGUGACGUGGAACCCGAAAAGGCUGACUUAUGGAUUCAAGAGAUGGAGAAGAUCUUUGAAGCUCUCCAUACACCGGAAGGAGAGAAGGUGAAUUUGGCUACCCUCAUGCUGAAGGGUGAUGCUGAAUAUUGGUGGAGGAGUGCCAGACAGCUGAUGACCGCCAAUCAGGUGGCCGUUACUUGGGAGUCGUUCAAGAGGGCUUUCAUGAACAAGUACUUUCCUGAAACUGCUAGGGAAGACAUGGAGAAACAGUUCCUCGGGCUGAGGCAAGGAACCAUGACGGUAGGAGAGUAUGCUGCAAGGUUGGAGACCUUAUCGAAACAUUUCCAUUUCUUCCAGGUGCAAGUGGAUGAACCAUACCUCUGCAACCGUUUCAUGAUUGGGCUGAGGAAUGACAUUGAGGAAUCUGUGAGACCUUUGGGAAUCAGGGUUUUUCAACAGCUGGUUGAGAAGGCCCGAGAGGUGGAGACUAUGAAGAACUGUCGGGGAAGCCAACAAGAGAGUGGAGGACCCGUUCGUACUGGACAGAGACAGGCUGGGAGGUUUGACAAGGGUAAAGCACCACAGAGGAAGCCAUACCAACGUCCUAAUGACAAAAUGCCUUUUUCAGGAAAAGGAGUGGCUACUGUUCCGAAUGAGGACAUUUUCUGCUUCAAGUGCAAUCGGAAGGGACACUAUGCUAAUGAGUGCGGGAAGGAGAUCAUAUGCUGGAAGUGUCAGAAACCGGGGCACAUUGAGAGGAAUUGCCCUAAUGCAACCAAAGUUGAACCAACACUGAAUGUUGCAAAGGGAAAGCGACCUACUGCUCCAGGGCGUGUGUUUGCUAUAACUGGAGAGCAGGCAGAGGCUGCUGAUGAUCUCAUACAGAGUACGUGUAUCAUUGUUGGAACUCCUUUGAUUGUGUUAUUUGAUUCGGGUGCUACACAUUCGUUUAUAUCUUAG